ACUCGCAGCUCGGUCCAAGAAAUCCACCUCGCGGUCAGCGGCAGCGCUCGGAGGAAGGCCUCCUCGUUGCCGGCUUUACUCUAGAAAAUGCCUGACAGGUGUAGAGAUUUUAGCCAUUGUAAUGCCUCGAUGCAUGCAACCCGUUCAUCUCUAAACAUGUGCGAUGGUCUUAUCAGCUCUAGUACCAGUGAGAUGGCUCAGGCUUCGUCAUGCAUUACAGCAGACUGAGGCAGGUGAACGGUGCAACCCGAUGGUUUUCGUCAGCUGUUAAUCAAAAGCACGCGUCGAUUACCGGGUUCGUUUCUGUAGCCGCUGUUGAGCGUUCAGAAAUCUCGCUGAUCGCGCCGUCGCGUACCGUGAUAGUCCUGCGUGGCCUAAAGCUUGACGUCAGGCACUUUGAUUGACGCAACGCGAACAUAGGGGGUGCGGUAGAAAAGGACUUCGCAAGGCAAGGAAAGCCCUAGACACAUUCUCUUCUCCCAUCCAUGAUCCCGCCAGUAAACACAAUGAUAACUGCCACACUCGUCGUGAUGAAUCUAUGUUACUCCAUAUACUGCUGCACAUCACGGAUCGAACCAGCACUGGACCGCACACCCAGGACAGACCAGCAGAUUAAGAUCGCCUUCCUUACAACUGGAUGCUUGAACAUCGCCAUCGCAUUCCUUGGCCUCAAGGAGCGCUGGACGACCCUGCCUGAUGUCGCACACGACGUGUUGGAGAACGUAUAUGGAGCUGGGCUAUUAAUCUCGGGUGUGUGCCAUUGCGUGACAGCAGCCAGAGUGGCGAAGAUGCAAUGGAGCAGAGUCGCAGAGAUGGAUGACGUUUGGAUAACGGAGAAGUGCACAACUCUCGUGGCAGAAGAUUUGCGGGCGUCGCAUUGAUAAUAUAGGAGGAGAGUUGAGAUAUUUCAACCGAGAAUGUGGCACGCGCAAAAAGGUACUUAUUGUGGAAGGAUCAGGUCGUUGAGCCAGGCGAAAGAAUUGGAUGGGAAAUGGAGCUGUAAGACAAGUGGUCAACAGGAUGUGGCUGUGACAUCUGAAUCUUCUCUGAUGUCUACACGCAUCGAAACAAAAUUGAGUCCUACCGCUGGAUUUUGCGUCAAGUCGACUGUACAGCAAGCUACCGUAUUGAACUCGCUACGAAAGAGAAUGUUCUCGAGCCUCGGGUGCUGCCGGUUCCAGUGGGAUUGAAAGUCUUCGUGAACAUUGCAUACGAUGGUAACGUUCCUCCGCCACCCGAAGGGAAUGAGGAAGCCAUCCAGCGAGCGAUGCGCGGCGAAGAUGACGCGGAUAAACCAGACCCGGGUGCAUGGUUUGUUCCUGUCGUUGUUUCGCCCAUUAGGGAGACAAAGACAAAGCUGGCAAACCGUCCCUGGUCUUAGACUGUGUCUACAAUUCUUCAAUCCGUUCGAGGAUUCUGCGGGACCCCUUGUUCAAAACAUUCAU
Molecule: messenger RNA, 1445 nt
Organism: Mycena citricolor
Lineage: Eukaryota; Fungi; Basidiomycota; Agaricomycetes; Agaricales; Mycenaceae
Source: the annotation of a GenBank genome assembly